Messenger RNA from Gavia stellata (red-throated loon), 1405 nucleotides. It is a transcript of the gene ARHGAP36, whose product is annotated as Rho GTPase activating protein 36. NCBI's taxonomy places the organism in Eukaryota, Metazoa, Chordata, Aves, Gaviiformes, Gaviidae. Gene Ontology annotation, biological process: signal transduction. The transcript is spliced from 10 exons. The coding region runs from base 26 to 1405 and encodes 459 amino acids. The record is from RefSeq and is a predicted model, not a curated record.
UCUUCUGCCAGGACGAAACGCCAAAAUGCAGCCUGUGCCCCUGCACAGCCUUUCGGAGUUGGAAAGAGCCAGCCUGCGAGAGAUUGCUCUCUUCCAGCUGCGGGAGAAGCUGCCCGUUGGAGACCUCAGCCUGGCCAAAGCUGGAUCUAAAGGCAGUAAAUCUAUCCGCCAGAAACUGGAGAGCUUUUCAAAGGAGAAGAAAGACUGCUCUCCUCAGACUUUUGGGAUCCCGCUCUUCCAAGUCAUCGCCAAUGACCGUGCCUACAAGCAACUGCAGGAAGCAGUGAAGAAGAGCCGCCGGUUCUGCCUGGAGGUGGAAGCGACAGUGACGAGAUUUCGGGCUCAGAGGCAGAAGAGGUCCCCGAUGGGCAGGAGCUGUCGCCUGGUACCCUGUGGGGUCUUCCCGGAGGAGCCGCUUUCCCCAACUUUUCUCGACAGCAGCUCCUGGAGCCAGCGAAGGGGGGCAAUGUCCGUGGACUCCAUCACUGACCUGAGUGACAACACUUCCAAGCUGCUGGAGGCCCUGCAGUUGUCACACCCCCACGAGCUGGAUCCACGGAGAAGCCUGGGCAAGAAAAAGAUGUUGAGCCUCAACCCCAUCACCUGGCAGGUCCCGCGGAUUGUGGACAGAUGUUGCAAACAUAUUGAAACGCACGGUCUCCAAACGGUGGGCAUCUUCCGGGUUGGGAGCUCCAAGAAAAGAGUUCAGCAGCUGAGGGAAGAGUUUGACCGAGGACUGGAUGUUUUCUUGGAUGAGCAUCAAAGCGUUCAUGAUGUCGCUGCUCUGCUCAAAGAGUUUCUUCGGGACAUGCCGGAUUCACUGAUUCCCAGGGAGCUCUAUGCAGCCUUCCUCAGCACAGCCUCCAUGGAGGGCCCGGCACAGCUGGCCGCCCUCCAGCUGCUGCUCUUCCUGCUGCCGCCCUGCCACAGCGACACGCUGCACCGGCUCCUGCGGUUCCUCAGCGAGGUGGCCCGGCACGCCGAGAGCUCCUGGGGCCCCGACGGCCAGGAGAUUCCUGGGAAUAAAAUGACAGUUUCAAACUUGGCCACAAUCUUUGGUCCCAACAUCCUUCAGAAAGAGAAGCCUGGGGAGAAAGACGCUGGUGCCAUGAACUUUGAAGACAGCGCUGCCAUCAUACUGGUGCUCCAGAGGUUGAUUGAGCACUACCAGACCUUGUUCAUGGUCUCUCCAGAAAUGCAACGUGACGUCCUAAGGAGGCUGUUUCAGACAGACCCCGAUGUCAUCGACCACCUUUUGCGCAGGAAGUUCAACGCCGUGCCGAGCACGGAAAGUGAGGACGCUCCCUCCCCGCUGCCGGGUCAGACCCGCACCCUGGAGAGCAGCUCGGUCUCAUCAGAGUUGUACAGCAACGUCUCAUUCCUAAACCUGGACGUUGGCAUCUAG